AUGGACCAAAGCCAUGUGGCCCUCGCCGAGCUGCUGUCCUUGGUUGAGGGCUCCUCGAUCUCGGAAGAAGCUGCCCGCGAGGCCUUGCAGGCAAGCGGGCAGAACGUCGAGCUUGCCAUUUGCCGCUUAUUUAGCGGAGGUCCGGAGCAACUCGGCGUCAUUGAGAUUGAUGAGAUCGACCCUCCACCAAAGCCGUUCUCUCGAGGCAAGCGUGGUCAGGCGCCGGAAGGGCAGCAGGGCCACCGCGCUGCGGCCGCACAGCAAACAGCGGCGCCAGGAUCCGAAGGAGCCGAAGGAGCGAGCAGCUCCCGGGCCCGAAACAGGCGCAGAGAGCGCAAGCGGGGCAGGUCGAAGCUCCUCGCAAGAGACCCUCCCCGGAGCUGGAGACUGCUCGGCGGAGGCGGACACCGUGACGUCGGCGCAGCUUCCACUGGAGGUCCAGGAAGAGCUCCGUCGCAUGGGAGCCGGCUGGAGCUGCAGCUCGGAGGACACCUGGACGGCUUUCUCGCCCAAAAUAUCCCUGGAGAAGUGGGCCCGGCAGGUUCUGUCACAGGACCCGCCGUGCUUGUCAUUGCAGGGCCAGAUGGACAGCAGUGCCCUGAAGGACUGCAGCAGUUCUGGGGAGAUGCACUCUGCAGCCAAGGCGUGCUCGCAUUGCAGGUGAAGCUGAGAUAUUCUGCUCCGUGUCAGGCGCAGGUGCAGGCUCACUAUGCCAGGCAGCUGGAGAAGGAUAUCAGUACUGUCAAAGGACGGCACGUGGCAGUGCAAGACUCUUUGCUCGACAGUCUCUUCGAGACCCUCCUGGCGAAGGUGAGAUACCCUCCGAGCGACUUUGCUGCUCUCAGCUUCAGCUGGCGGGCUAGGCGCCUGGGCCUGUCUGGCGCCUUCGGCACUGGUGGGCCCAGCCUUCUGCAAGUUCUGGUCGAAGUUGAAGUUUUUGUCGAGCCCGAAUCUGGGCCAGCGCUGUCGGAUCAUUUCCAACUGAUCGACGUUCGUCCUCGCUCCGACACAAACCUCCUCCACCAUCCGUCGCACACCCUCUCUGUCGGCCUCUCGGAUCUCGUUAAAGAAGACCAGCCAUAUGCACAUCUUGAGUACUGCGAAAUCCUCGUUGGCAGGUCGUUGCAAUGGAUGUUGGCGCAAGAGGCUGACUCGGAGCCCUUCGUUGUAGAGUGGGUCCGCUACUGGCCCACUUUCGGGGGUGGUUAUCUGGAGGUCGACGCAGCAUCAUGCUUCGUUGUGGGCGCGGCUGUGGAGCUGUCGGAGAGCGCGCUGGGUCCCUUCCUGGACAGUUUGGGGACGCAAGUUCCCAAAGAUUCCCUUCGAGGCAUCGGCAAGAUCACCCAUGACGAGGGGGGCAUGAGGGCGAGUACGUCCUACAAGUGGGUACGCUUCGGUGAGACUACCGUGCGGUGCUUCGUUCAGGAGCUGACUUUCGCAGACUCUGGUGCUCUCCUUCCUGGCUGCAGAGUCAUGCUUCGCCCUGGCUUGAAGGCACCUGCUUUUGGCUGGGGAGGCGUCAACCCGUCCAUGACGGGCAUCUUCUUGGGAAAGGAGGGUUCCCACGUCAGGGUCAAGUGGCCGACACACGAAAAUUGGAAGGGCAAGCAAGGGGAGGUGGUGAGAGUGGAUGCAUCUUCUGGGCAGAGGCCACCGAUGGUGCUUGACCUGCGCCUUUGUGCCGCCUACAGCGUCCGGGGCGGCAUCCUGGCAGACAAGAUCGGCUACGGGAAGACCGCCACAAGCAUUGCGCUCAUCGAUCGGCAGCUCCGGGCGCCCGUCCCACCCAUACCCCCAGCGGACGAGGGAUGCUUCUUGCCUGCCCAGGGCACGUUGAUCAUUGUUCCGUCGAAUCUCUUCGAGCAGUGGAUCAACGAGAUCUCCAAGUUCGUUUGGGACGGACGGCCGUUGAGGCGAGCAGGCAGCGGUCUUGCAUACCAAAGCGAUGCCGGGGGUGCCAGGCAACAAAUGAAAAGUGGCUGGUCUCCACCUGCGUGCCCGCUCAAGAUCUUUGCUAUGUCGAAUGUCGCCCCACUUUCUCGCUGCAAGGCGAGCGACGUGAGCAGUGCGGAUGUGGUCAUUUGCUCCUAUCGCUUGCUCUACUCACAGAUCUACCUGAAGCGCCGCGAGGAGCUCAGUGGCGGCGGCUCGCUCUGGAAGCUCCCGAACCAAGUUCGUGGCCUUCUGCAAGGCCGCGUUCCUCUGCGGAGCGGCAGGAAAGGCAGUGAGAUGGUCUGGAAGUGGCAGGACCUGGCGUUUCCCGUUCUAGAGAUGUUCUACUGGAAGCGGAUCAUCUUCGAUGAGUUCCACGAGCUCGAGAGCUUCGAAAGCACGCAGCAGAACAGCCUGCAAUUCUUGCGGUCGCAUUUCCGCUGGGGUUUGACGGGAACACCUCCGAUUGAUACCAACGCAGGUGCCAUUUUCAUGUCCUCCCUCUUCCGUGUAGACCUUCCUGGCUACAUCGAGACCGGUGGCGAGAUCGACCUGCAGAGCUGGGAGUUCGACAAGCUUCUCACCGAGACGGCUGGCAACUUCCUCGACGUCUUCGUGCGGCAGAACACGGCAGAACUUGCAUCGAUCCGGCUCCAGGAGCACGUGGUCAUUGUGCGGCACACCGCUGCCGAGAGAGCCCUCUACUUGGGCCAGGCACACGAGGCACCGGACUUUCAGAGCAUGCGCCGUGGUCUCAGGGACUGGGGUGGGGGAUCUGCGCCAUGGCACUGCGACCGGGCCGAGGAUGCGGUGAGCGCCCUGGAGCGGCUGCUGAAGCUUUGCUCCCACUUCCAAGUCGGCGGCGGUAGCGAAGUGGGCAGUGCCCACCAGGAGUGUGAGCGGAUAUACGACCAGAAGGGGCGGCGUGUGGUGCGUGCCAGGAACCAAAUGAGCCGCUGCUGCCGCGUCCUGGCUUUGCUGCAGCAUCUGCUGCCCAAGUCCGCCAAAGCCAAGGAGGGCAAAGGAUGGCGGAGUGCACUGGAAAAGGCCAAGGAGGCCCUGAUCAGCGCCGGCGACGCGGCAAAGCCCUUUUGCGAGGAGCUGGACCGGGAGCUCCUGGCGGCAGAGCGCGAGGACCGGGAGCAGUGGCUCCGGUGCCUCGAUGGCCACAAGCCCUCCAGCGAGGAGCUCUUGCAGUUCCUGGGCCCGGAGGGCCCGAAGCGAGGUUGCCUUGAAGAGUGGAAGGGGCUGCUAGAGGGGCCGCAAAUCGAGGCCAGAGCCCUGGAGCGGCUGCUCUUGGCCCAAGCCAAUGAGCAGGCGCAGAACCUCCGUGAACUCCAUGAAGCGGAAACUUCCAUGGACUUCUUCCGCCGCACUGUUGCUGCCCUUGGAGGAACCAAGCCUGAGGAUCGGAGCUGCUCCGUCUGCCUGGAAGAGAACCUGCCGGCCCAGAAGAUGGCCAUCACCCCCUGCGCACACGCCUUCUGCAUAAAUUGCCUCCGCGAAGCAGUGGAGAAGUUUGGCAGGUGCAGCUUGUGUCAACGGAGUCUGUCUUUGCGGGACGUGCAACCGUUGGUUGCAGAGAUAGAGGCUGCUGCUGCUCCACCGGCUGCUAGUGAUGAGAGGGCUGCGACGCUGAUGCCUCACACGGCACAAGGUGUGCCGCUAGACAAGUACGGCACCAAGCUCGCAUCUUUGGCUCGGAAGUUAUCCGAGCUCCGUGCGGAGGACUGCAGCGCCAAGGUCAUCCUCUUCGUGCAGUUCGACGACCUAAAGCGCAAGGUGUGCUCUGCAUUGACAGAGUUCGGCAUUCCCUGCACGAUGCUACAAGGAGGUGUGGGUGUGCGUGCCGGGAUUAUCCGCGACUGGCAAAGCAAUCCCCAGUCGCGCACCUUUGUCCUUUUACUUUCCUUGGCGCAAAGUACGAAUUUGACGGCAGCCAGCCAUGUGAUUUUCUUGCAUCCGAUGCUGGCGCCCACGGCGGAGAAGGCUGUUGGCUACGAGAUGCAGGCCAUCGGCCGAGCCCGGCGCCACGGGCAGCCGCGGGACACGGUGCACGUCUGGCGCUUCGUCACUGCCGACACGGUGGAGCAGACGAUCACAGAGGAACAUCAGGGCGCCCUCUGGAGGUGCGAGCAGGCGCGCCAGCAAGAAGUCGAGGCACAGGCGCCAGAGGUGCCGGGAGAAGCUUGA
Symbiodinium sp. CCMP2456 is the source of this 4125-nucleotide messenger RNA. Lineage: Eukaryota; Dinophyceae; Suessiales; Symbiodiniaceae. The record is from the annotation of a GenBank genome assembly.